AUCGUGUCCUGUUGCUUCUGUAUGAUACUCCCUCGCGUGAAGCACCGAGCUUUUUUUCCCGGGCAUUUAACAUCUUUAUUAUUAAUUUACGGUUAUUGCUUUUUCUCAAGCCUAAACCUCCAAAAUGUCGAAAAUGUGGGAGGUUGACCCCGAGACGAGGAGAAAGCUCCUUGAGAUCCAAAAGAGGGAUGGGAAUAAUGUUUGCUGCGAUUGUAAUGCUCCUGCCCCUCAGUGGGCCAGCCCGAAGUUCGGGAUUUUCAUCUGUUUGACUUGUGCGGGUGUUCACCGAGGUUUAGGUGUUCAUAUAUCUUUCGUGCGCUCAAUCACAAUGGACUCCUUUAAAAAUGAGGAGAUCAAACGUAUGGAGAAGGGAGGGAACAAGAGGUGCCAAGAGUUUUUUCAGAAGGCGCCCGAGUUUGGUGAUAAUAUGACUAUUAGCGAGAGGUACGGAAGCUCUUUUGGUGAGGACUAUAAAGAAAAGUUGACGGCAGACGUCGAGGGUCGGGAGUGGGUACGGAAAGAGCGCCUUAAAGCGUCUCCUUCUCUUGCUUUGAAAGGCCAGGAUAACCAUUCCACGACAUCACUGUCCUCCGCUCGCUCUGGGUCCCCGGCCUCAGUCAAUGCCUCGAGUAAAGAACGGAAUGAAGCCUAUUUUUCUAGACUCGGGAGUGAAAAUGCAAACCGCUCAACAGAUCUCCUGCCAUCGCAAGGAGGGAAAUAUGCUGGUUUCGGCUCAACCCCCGCACCAGACAUGCCGGCCGGCGGCAACUCUGUACCCAGCCUUGACGAGUUUUCAAGAGAUCCUGUUGGUGCAUUGACUAAAGGCUUCGGUUUAUUUACCACCCAAGUUUCCAAGACCGCCCAAACUGUCAACCAGGCUGUCAUCCAACCAACCGCGCAAAAGCUUGCAGAGGCAGACCUAGCGAAGCACGCAGCGGCCUUGGGACAGAAAGUUACUGAGACCGGAAAGUAUGGCGUCGAGAGUCUUAACAGGUUCGUGGACAAUGCCGGGGGCCCUCAAUACAAACCCGUCGCCCGGGGCGAACCGGAGCACAAAGAUUUUUGGGAUAGUUUCGGCGAAGAGAAAAACACCCCUGCGAGUAUGGUAUCCAAGAAGUCGGCCGCUACUGGGACUAUGGCAUUGAAAAGCGGAAAGAAGGAUGAUCAUUGGGAUGAUGAUAAUUGGGACAAGUUUUAAUUUGCUGUACUUUUCUGUUCUAUGGGGCUACCGCUAGUAGCCGUGUGAGUGUGACUACUAUCUCUGGGGUUAUAAAUAAAGGGCUCCGGGAUUGAUAUUCGUACUUGGUCACGGCUGUUUUUAUCUUAUUAGA
Tuber melanosporum (Perigord truffle) is the source of this 1331-nucleotide messenger RNA. RefSeq lists its product as uncharacterized. Gene Ontology annotation, biological process: regulation of endocytosis; regulation of ARF protein signal transduction. Gene Ontology annotation, cellular component: Golgi membrane. The record is from RefSeq and is a predicted model, not a curated record. Gene Ontology annotation, molecular function: GTPase activator activity. Lineage: Eukaryota; Fungi; Ascomycota; Pezizomycetes; Pezizales; Tuberaceae. The coding region runs from base 125 to 1198 and encodes 357 amino acids. The transcript is spliced from 5 exons.